AUGGCCAACAACAUCACAGGACAGCCCCUUUCCUCCUUUUUCCUCAUUGGGAUUCCUGGGCUGGAAAAGUUUCACCCCUGGCUCAGCAUCCCUGUCUUCCUCUUGUACAGCCUGUCGUUGCUGGGGAACUGCCUCAUCAUCCUCAUCAUCAGGAUGGAGUCAAGCCUCCACCAGCCCAUGUACUUCUUCCUCUGUAUGCUGGCUCUCAAUGACUUGGCUCUCUCCUCUUCCCCAGCUCCCAAGAUGCUCAGCAUCUUCUGGCUGGAUGACCAUGACACUGGCUUUGACACCUGCCUGGUCCAGCUGUACUUCAUUCACACCUUCUCCAUCAUUGAGUCGGCCCUCCUAGUGGCCAUGGCCUUUGACCGUUAUGUGGCCAUCUGCCAACCGCUGCGCUACACCACCAUUUUGACUAAUAAGGUGGUGGUACUGAUGGGGUUGGUGUCGUCAUUCCGGGCAGCCAUCAUGGUGUUCCCAUGUAUUGUCCUUAUCAAACGUCUGACCUUCUGCAACAAGAACACUAUUCACCACACAUACUGUGAGAACAUGGCUGUGGUGAAGCUGGCCUGCUCCAAUGCAAUCAUCAACCAGAUCUAUGGCAUCUGUGUGGCUUUUUCGGUAGUGAUGCUAGACGUGGGGCUCAUCACCGUGUCCUAUGUCAGGAUCCUCCAGGCCGUGUUCCGACUCUCCUCCAACAAAGCCCGGACCAAGGCAUUGGGAACUUGUGCCGCCCAUGUCUGUGCCAUCCUAAUAUUUUAUGUGCCUGCCCUCUUCAGCUUCCUGACCCACCGCAUUGGCAAAAAGGUGUCCCCAUCCAUCCACAUCAUCUUUGCCAGCAUCUACCUCCUGGUGCCCCCUGCUGUGAACCCUCUGGUCUACGGGGCCAAGACAAAGCUGAUCCGGGACCGGGUGAUUUUCAUCUUUUUUUCUAACAAGCAGACAGUCUCCAAAAAGUAG
Molecule: messenger RNA, 957 nt
Organism: Tachyglossus aculeatus (Australian echidna)
Lineage: Eukaryota; Metazoa; Chordata; Mammalia; Monotremata; Tachyglossidae
Product: olfactory receptor 52K1-like
Exons: 1
Coding region: 1-957 (318 amino acids)
Biological process (GO): G protein-coupled receptor signaling pathway
Cellular component (GO): membrane
Molecular function (GO): olfactory receptor activity; G protein-coupled receptor activity
Source: RefSeq, a predicted model, not a curated record